AUGCUUCUAGACGAAGCCUUGUUGGAGAAGGUCGCUCAGGAUGGGUCUAUGGACUACGACCGAUGGCCUGAGCAAUUAGAACCUUUAAUCCAACGUCUUGAUGAGAUUAUCAACGAAUUUCCCAUACCGAAAAUACCCCCCGAAAUAGCAUCUUCCUACGCCUCUUCCUCCUACCCUUUUCACGCCUCUCUCCAAAGCAGCAACAAGGAGAAUGCCCCUCCUUCUCCCUCCGCAACUCAAACAACGUACAACGGCGCUUCAACCUCAACCUCCGAAUAUGUCACGGCAAAUGAAACCAUAGCCCUAAACUCGCAACCCUCGCAACCCGACACGAACUCUUUACCUCCUCCACUCCUCUCUCUUAUUGCUUCCAUAAAGAGCACUUUACGAGCAUAUUUCGCGUCGAAACCGCCGCAUACCGUUCAACGACUUGCAGAAUUAAUAUUGCGUCCUACACGGCAAUAUCGAACACUUCCGGCGUAUUUGAGAGCUGUGGAUAGGGUAGUCUCGGUAUCCAGUUGUGCAGAUAUAUUUCCACUUCCUCGAACGGGGUACUCUCCCGACGACGAGCUAGCGAACGGCAUUACCAAUGGCGCAAGAUCAAGUUUCAUGGUUACAGAUGAGUCACUCGGCAGUGAUGAAUCACUCGGUGGAGCGCUAUUAACUCCAAUUCCAUGGCUGAGAAACCAUGACCUCGAAGCUGUACAGGCUGAGAUGAUUGCAGAAGGCGCCGUCCCCCUACGUGCGGAUGCUGCAGUCACCCAAGGAGAGCUUAUCAGACAGGAGCAAGAAGCCGGCCUGAUCGCCACAUCACAAACACCACACGUCUCUUCAAGAUACCUAACAGAGAACGAAGAAGACGGCGAAAACUCGUCACCGCAACCGGAAGAAAUCCCACAUGCGCGAGGACCAUCUGUACUCGGUGUCGAGGAUUUGGGUCUACAGGAUGGCAAGGGCGUGGAGAUGGUUCUUUCGGACCCGAACAAUAAGUCUCAGGAAGAAAAGUCUGAGAUGGAUGUGUCGGAUUCAGCGGAGGGUCUGAUACCCGAUGAGGUGGUAUCUGAAACAGUAACGAAAGAAAAUGGUAAUGACGACGAUGAUAUCAUCCUCGACGAUCAAGUCACUGCUCCUUUGACAGAAACGAGCACAGAAUUAGAGACGGAGGGUUCGAUAACACAGGAUGAAACGGGCUGA
This is a messenger RNA of Talaromyces marneffei, 1194 nucleotides long. RefSeq lists its product as uncharacterized. Bases 1 to 1194 code for a protein of 397 amino acids. Gene Ontology annotation, biological process: protein dephosphorylation. Gene Ontology annotation, cellular component: protein phosphatase 4 complex; nucleus; cytoplasm. The transcript is spliced from 5 exons. NCBI's taxonomy places the organism in Eukaryota, Fungi, Ascomycota, Eurotiomycetes, Eurotiales, Trichocomaceae. The record is from RefSeq and is a predicted model, not a curated record. Gene Ontology annotation, molecular function: protein phosphatase regulator activity.